AUGACCAAGAAAUUCGAGUUCAAUUGGCAGAUACCAGUUCCGGAGCCGCUAUUACAGGGUGCAACAUUCGAUCGCUGGACAGAAGAGAAAGAUAACACGGAGCUUGAACAAAACUGUCUGUUUAAAGUCGACGAAUACGGUUUUUUCAUUUAUUGGAAGAGUGAGGGAAAGGAUGGCGACGUCAUUGAGUUGUGUCAAGUUAGUGACGUCAGAUCCGGGGGUGUGCCGAAGGAUGUGAAAUUAAACAAUAAUUUAGAAAAGAAGCACGGAAACAACUUAGAAGAAAAGUCACUCACAAUAUGUAGUGGGACCGACUACAUAAACAUAAACUACCAACACAUUGUGUGCCCAGACGCGAACACUGCAACGGUCUGGAAGGAGGGUUUGAGGGCCAUCACCCAUAACAACAAGAUAAACAACAUCUGCCCUAGAACCAGUCUCAUGAAACAUUGGAUGCGUUUGUCGUUUCUAACUGAUCCGAAAGGCAAAGUUCCCGUUAAGGUGGUAGCCCGUACAUUCGCGUCUGGUAAAACUGAAAAGUUGGUCUACCAAUGCCUAUCCGAAUUGGGUUUGCCCUCAGGCAAAAACGAGGCAAUGGAAAAGGAAGCUUUUACAUUCGAUAAAUUCUACGCUCUAUACCAUAAAAUCUGUCCAAGGAAUGAUAUAGAAGAACUGUUUAGAUCUAUUACCCAAGGUAAAUCGGAACGUAUCAAUUUGGAGCAGUUUGUGAAUUUCUUGAACGAGAAACAACGCGAUCCUCGUCUCAACGAAAUUCUGUACCCGCUGUAUGAUGAUAAAAGAGCUCUUGAAAUCAUCACCGAUUAUGAACAGAAUGAAGAAGCCAAGAAUGAUAAAUGUCUUACAAAAGAUGGUCUUAUCCGCUACCUCAUGUCUGAUGAGAACGCUCCAGUAUUUCUGGACCGUUUAGACUUCUAUAUGGAAAUGGACCAGCCUUUAUCACAUUACUAUAUCAACUCCUCACACAACACUUACUUAUCUGGCAGACAAUUCGGAGGGAAGAGCUCCGUUGAAAUGUAUAGACAAGUCCUUUUAGCUGGAUGCAGAUGCGUGGAAUUAGAUUGUUGGGAUGGUAAAGGGGAAGACGAGGAACCGAUAAUAACUCACGGCAUGGCCAUGUGUACGGAUAUUUUGUUCAAAGACGUCAUUUACGCGCUCCGCGACACAGCCUUCGUGACGUCAGACUAUCCUAUCAUACUUUCCUUCGAAAACCACUGCUGCAAGGCCCAGCAGUACAAACUGGCGAAAUACUGCGACGAGAUUCUUGGAGACUUGCUGCUCAAAGAACCACUACCUGAAUACCCGCUAGAACCCGGCCAACCUCUACCUCCGCCGUCGAUGUUGAAACGCAAGAUCAUGAUAAAGAACAAAAGACUAAAAGCCGAAGUUGAAAAACAAGAGUUAGAACUAUUCAGACAGGGACAGUUUGUUAUAGAAGAUGAGGUAAAAGAAGACGCCUCCGCGCCAAUGCCGGAGAAAAAGCCUGAAGAGAUAGUAGCGGAGGCGGCUGCUGCCGGUGACGACGCUCCUCCGCCGGUUCAGUACACGGGCUCCACUACUAAUGUACACCCCUGGCUUUCCUCGAUGGUGAACUACGCGCAACCCAUCAAGUUCAUCAGCUUCGAGGAGGCCGAGAAACGCAACAUCCAUCACAACAUGUCCUCAUUCGCGGAGACUACAGGCAUGAACUACCUCAAGUCCCAGGCCAUAGACUUCGUGAACUACAACAAGCGGCAGAUGUCCAGGAUAUAUCCUAAGGGAACUAGGGCUGACUCCUCUAAUUAUAUGCCUCAGGUGUUCUGGAACGCUGGCUGCCAGAUGGUGUCAUUGAACUUCCAGACUUCUGAUCUUCCAAUGCAAUUGAACCAGGGCAAGUUUGAAUAUAAUGGAAAUUGUGGGUAUCUGCUGAAACCUGACUUUAUGAGACGCGCUGAUAGAAGCUUUGAUCCUUUCGCCGACGCGCCGGUAGAUGGCGUGAUUGCUGCACAAUGUGCUGUACAGGUGAUAGCCGGUCAGUUCUUAUCAGAUAAGAAGGUCGGUACAUACGUGGAGGUUGAUAUGUACGGACUCCCUACAGACACUAUAAGGAAAGAGUUCCGUACACGAAUGGUCCCCGCUAACGGACUGAACCCUGUUUAUAAUGAGGAACCCUUCCUCUUCAGAAAGGUAGUUCUACCAGAUCUAGCAGUACUUCGUUUCGGUGUAUACGAUGAGAACGGAAAGUUAUUAGGUCAAAGGAUUUUACCUCUAGACGGACUUCAAGCAGGGUAUAGACACAUCUCGCUGAGAACAGAAGCCAACUUCCCCAUGUCACUACCCAUGUUAUUCUGUAACAUAGAACUUAAGAUUUACGUGCCGGACGGGUUUGAGGAUUUCAUGGCGGCUCUGUCCGACCCGAGGGCAUUUAUGGGGGCAGCGGCGCAAAGGACUGACAACAUGAAACAAAUGGGAAUAGAAGAGAGUGGACCGGAGAAGAAACCCGCUCAGGAGGAGAAGAAAGAAGAACCUUUGGUGUUCGAGCCGAUCACCGUAGAGACACUUCGCCAGGAGAAAGGCUUCAUCAAGACCGGCCGCAAACAACAGAAAGACUUGGAGGCUAUGAAGAAGAGACACUCCAAAGAAAAGAUGGCGCUACAGAAACAACAGUGUGCCGCUCUGGAGAAACUGAUUAAGGGGAAAAAUCGCGAACAGCUGAGUACCGACGCUACAUUUCGUACGGCGGUUGGUGAGCAGGCGGGUGUAUGGGGCGAACUAGUUAGGAGACAGCGAGCUGAGAGGAGCGCCGCAGACACCGUGAGGCUACAGGAACAGAGGGAACUGUUGAAGAGGAUCGCUGAACAGGCGCAGCAGGCGCAGAUCAAACAACUGGAGGCUAAACAUGAGAGAGAACUGAAAGAAAUGAACACUCGCCAAGCCAAGAUCAGUGUUGAGACGAGCAAGGAAGUAGCCAACGACAAGACGCUGAAAACAAAACAGGAGAAAGACAGAAGACUGAGGGAGAAGAAACAGAACAAUACUAAGAAAUUCAUGGACGAACGAAAGACGCAAACAAUAAAACAAAACCGCGAAAAGGACAAGCUGAAGGCUUCCCACGACAAGCAAAUGGAGGAACUCAACAAAGAUAUUGAUAAUCUGAUCGAAAUGUACAAAAUGGAGGCGACCGAGUUCGAAAUGGCGAGUAAAACUGAAUUCUUUGCAUGA
Danaus chrysippus (African queen) is the source of this 3219-nucleotide messenger RNA. Lineage: Eukaryota; Metazoa; Arthropoda; Insecta; Lepidoptera; Nymphalidae. The record is from the annotation of a GenBank genome assembly.